UCGAGGUCUUGGAAGGAGCAGAUCUGCGACAGUUGGAGUCGUAUCUGAAGGUCCAGGACAAGGGCCGCGUUCUUGGCAACCUAUACAGGAUUGUCACGACGGAGGGAUAUGUCAAGUGGGUGUGCAUCGACCACUAUCGCGAAAACUAUCGGGCAUCGGCAGUCCAGCAACUACGAGAUACUGUCCAGGCCAAUGCUGGGACUUUUAUCGAGCAGCUGGGUAAGAUCAAGAUCACUCUUGCGUCUCCUACUCAAGCGGCGCAGUUUUACGGCAGUCUGAUCAAGGCGCGAGGAGUUCAUGAGCUGGGUAUUACACUGAACUGGGACGUAUCAAUGGACGAUCUUCAGAGCUUCGCUGUUGCUGUCACGAAAGCGGGUAUCGUCUGUCUGACCAUGUGGGGUCAAGCCAUCAAGGGACAAACAUUGGACUAUUUCAACCGCUACCGCCGCUUCAACCCCAUCGUGGGGCUCAUGUCUAACGCGCGGAUCCAGGCACUGCACCUCGUUUCAUUCAGCGAUUUUUUUACGCGUAUCAGCAGCUCUCAUAUCCAGAUGGCAUCUCAGCUUCGAGUCAUAACGAUGCGCUCCACCCCUCUUGAGGAUGACGUAUCCAUGGGAGUACUUACCCAGAUUCUUGAGAACUCUCCCAAUUUGACGGAGCUGUGGUUGGAUACGGACAAUCCGGACAAGGCCUACCAAAUGAUCUUAAGCAAGAUUUGCAUUCUGCCAAAACUCAAGUCUCUGGGCCUUCAGUUCAGAACCAAGGGUGUGGCAGUCGAGCUCCUCAUGUGGAGCAUCAAGACUAUGAAUGCGUCGUUUGUCAGCAUCACGGCAUCAUCUCCACCCCACCUUACAUUUGUUCAACGAGGCGUUCUCACUCACUUGUUGAUAAAGAAUCGUAUUCGCAUUUCGGACGACGCUCGGCUGGCUAAAAUACUACACGAGAACCCGAAGCUAUUGGAGAUCAGCCUUAAAUGCGACAGCGAGCGAUUUCAUGCGAUCAUUGAGCUGGUUGCAUCGACGAGAGAGCGAUGGCGAUUGGAAGGAUACGAUCUUCAGCGGUUGCGACUCGAACUCACUCAGGACUACAGGCAGGAACGUGAGGAUGAAAUCAAAUCCACUGUGCAAUUCUCAGAGCAUUCUGUUGCUUAUGACAUGUUCACUCAUGUCAAUUUGAGAUCUGAAUGGAGGCCCGAUCCGGAUUAUUUACCGCCGCUAUUCCGUCGAUAUGGAUGGUCCAUCGUGACAUUAGACGCCGGGCGUGGAAAACUUGACGAUGAUCUCGCCCUACAACUGGACAGAUCUACAGAAGAGAGAACAUCCAACCUUGCGGCUCUUGCGCUGGACCCAACACGACUAUCGUCCAAUGGUGCUGAGUGCAUUGACCGAGUUCUCAGUCGCUCAAACAAGCUCCAGGACUUCUCGAUCUACCUCCGAGGUCCAUUUACUGGGAAUCCAGCUGGGACAUGGCUACUAGGCCGCCACAAGGAGAAACUGACUUCUUUAGAUGCAAAGGUUGCACAGGCGGACCUGGAUAUUCCGUGUCUGGCGGAAAUCUUGCCGAUGAGACGCGAUUUGCCGAGGCUGAGCUCACUGACGAUUCUCAGCAGUGGCCUGAAUACACAGGCCCACUUAGCUUUCCCUCAAGAAUGCGUACCAUGGCUCGCUGCGAUGGUCUCUGCCCCAGGCAACCCAAUAAUCCCUACCCCACCGUCAUCGAACCUAAGUGAACCUCCUGCCGCAUUGUACUCCGUAACUGAGGCCGAUACAUCCAUCUUAUGGGAGCCAUUGAGGAAUGUCUGGCUCUAUGUGUUUUCGCUCCAGUCUGAAGAGUGGAAGACUGUAAUCAAGGCACUUGAUUUCUCUACACUGGAAACACUGGGACUCAGGGGGACCGACUUUUCAACUAAUGAACUCCAUGUAUUGGUUGAGUGCAUUCCCGAGGACGGCGCCGCAAUACCGUUAAUGGUUUUGGACUUCACAUCGAGUGCUCUCUUCGAAUCCAGCGGUGACUCUGAAGUGCGAUCGCUAUGCGAGACCCUUACAAGUAAGGCGCCUCGUGUUACAAUCAAAGGACUUUUUAAUAACCCAUGUGGUGAGGUUUGAUAUUUCAAAUACAGAUUACCGUAAAAAAGGCGCAAUAGCUGGUCUGUAUUGUAAUCCGUUAAUGGGG
Messenger RNA from Gamsiella multidivaricata, 2172 nucleotides. RefSeq lists its product as uncharacterized. The record is from RefSeq and is a predicted model, not a curated record. The coding region runs from base 333 to 2105 and encodes 590 amino acids. NCBI's taxonomy places the organism in Eukaryota, Fungi, Mortierellomycota, Mortierellomycetes, Mortierellales, Mortierellaceae. The transcript has a single exon.